AUGAUACGACGAUUGGGCAAUGGGUUCAUACCACAUCUGCGUGCCUAUGCGACAUACAGACGAAGCAACACGUAUGUGAAAAAUGGUCUGGUUGAAAAGCAAGACCACACUGACGAUUUCCGUCUCUUACGACCAAAUACAAACGACCACAUCCACCAGUUGGAUCCGAAACAAGUACGACGGCUCGAGAAUAAAGUGAAAGCCGAUGCUCAGAAGCUCAGUACUAGUAUAAGUUUGCUGAAAAGCUAUCUCAAGCAACGGGAGGCACUUGUGGACCACUUUUUGCUGGUUGAAUCUGUGGAUGGGUUUCUUGAAAAUCUAUUGCAUCGCAAUGAUGAAAGUAUACUGCCAGAAUUGGGUCAAGUGCUCACUGAUAUCGCUGACCCGCAAUAUGAUUCGGAAAUUGCAAAUUCCAUCACGCUACUUUCUGCACUUUUUAUAAACACUUUCUUGGUGGAACUCAAUGCCGCUUAUGCAUUGAGCGGAAAGACUCCCGCAAAUUUCGAGCUGGAUUCUUUUCUCUUGCGUCCACAACUAUUCAACUGUAUCAAAGACGAACCUAAAAGGCUUGAAAUAAUGAAGAUCUUGGCACUGAUGUAUCUUGGCGACGAAAAAAACCCAUCGUUUCUUCUGUUCAUUUCCCAACUUGACGAGCCGACUAUUUCCAGCAUUUGUUCUUCCAUGCCAUCUUCCGAUGACUUUUUCUCGCUCGAACACUACCGAUAUCAUUUCUUGCACUACAAAUCCAGCCAAAGUUUGAACUACGAUCAUUCGGACACUAUAAGAGCGAUCCAGUCCAUAUCGAGACCUCGCUUCACUACGCCCAACACAGACAGCAGCAGAUACAUGAUAGGCUUCUCCAACGCAUUCGACACAUAUUACAACUCCUCAGAAUCUUACGCAGGCCGAAUGAAUCUUGUUUUGAGCAUUACCAAAGUACUCCUUUCAACGGCUGGACCCGCUCCAAACCAUAGUAUCUUUCGGUAUUUGAUAGAUGAGCUUGGAAAUGCUAAUCUACUUAAUUACCAAUCGUUGGUAUUCAACUCCAUACCAGGGUAUGAACACAAGAAAACCAUGUUGGGCUCAAGCACCGAAUCCAUCAUAGCGCCAAGAGCAGCUCUUCAUUACAAAAGAGCAAUAGAGGAUGAUCCUGAUAUACUUGGUUCCCUCAUGCUCUAUCUUUCAAGGCGGGCAUCUAACAAUUCGCUUGAGCAAUUUCUAUCGUUUUAUCGACUUAAUGAGGUUGUCAAGCAUGAGCGAGUGCUCGACAAUUCCAACUUUUCGAGCCUAGUCAGCAAAUCACGGUUCACGAGAAAUCGUGACAUAGAUCUUCACUCCGUUGUGUUUGAUACAGACAUGCCAAUCAUUGCGUCCGUGGACCUGGUAUACAAUGCCAUUGCUUGUUGCAUUGAACUCGGGCAAUUCCAGUACAUCGAUCCAUUAUUCAACAAAAUGAUCGUCCACACAGUUGAUUUGGGUGGUGAGGUGCAUGUAGCGCUCAGCUUGGGGAAUCAAAAAGACUUAACAAAUAGUGAGUUCUCUCUCUUGUUGGCUCAAAACUUGACGUUUGCAGAAAUGGCAGACAAGCUUUUCACCAAAAAGUUAUUAAUUCUUCUUUUGAAAGCAAGCAGGCUUUCGGACGACGUGGGACGAAUGAUGUGGCUUACUCCUCAUUUGGACGCUUACCUCACCAAGCACUUUGAGUCUAGUAGUCAACAUAUUGACGAGAUCAAGAAAUUUGCGUCUGAAGAUUCUGUAUCAGAAGCAUACGCUGCUGAAUUCUGGGAACAGGACUCGCAGGCUUUAAUCGAUACCUCUCUCAUAACAGAAAUUGAAUUAGCACUCACAGCGCUUAGUCUAGAUGGCAAGAAACUCGCAUACAGCAAGUUUCUUGACUUUUCUCGAACGGCUGGACUCACCCCAAAAAGCAAGAAAAGAGAGAGCUAA
This is a messenger RNA of Meyerozyma guilliermondii ATCC 6260, 1947 nucleotides long. RefSeq lists its product as uncharacterized. Bases 1 to 1947 code for a protein of 648 amino acids. The record is from RefSeq and is a predicted model, not a curated record. The transcript has a single exon. NCBI's taxonomy places the organism in Eukaryota, Fungi, Ascomycota, Pichiomycetes, Serinales, Debaryomycetaceae.